CCUGAACGCACCAGUCCCAUGGUUGUACUAAAACGUUUAUCUCUAGGUUGGUCGUUUGAAAUAAUUUGGGGUAGCAAACAUUGUUUUUUUGUUUGCUAAGUUAACUUGUAAUCUAAUAGAUAUCUGAUCUGUGAAUUGGAUACAACGCAGACUACUGAGAAAUUAUGAAAUAGUAUUUAUACGAUACUUCCGAUUGCACUUGAAGGGAGCAUAAUUGCCAAGCGUCAGUAGCAUCAUAAUCACACAUCCACGAAGGACACCGUUACUGAUGAUUGUGAUGCCUUUGUGAAGAAUGCAUGAAGCCUAUGCCGAAGAAGUCCUGCAGUUAGCAGCGAAGACUGAGCCCCCGAGACCUCUCUCCAGUCUGAAGCUGAUCUGCAUCCGUGUGGCUAGUCGACAUGUAGCUCACAUUGACAUGGACGCUCUCAUAGGGCUCCCUGUGUCUCUGAUAAAGGAACUUCUGCCUCAUCUGAGUAUAUAUGACCUCAUAAGUCUCCAGCCAGCCCUGAAUCAAAGAGGAAUAUCUACUCAAUCAGCCUGGGUUCUGAUACUACAAGACAUUAAAGGUGCCCACCGUGUUCUAGACUUGCAUUCAGAAGAUGGAAGUAAGCAGGAAGCAAUGGAUACAUGUUUUCAGUUAAUGUUUUAUGGCUUCAAAUACAAAGGGGUUGCCAAACAAAUUUUUAAUGUCAAUAUCACCACCUUGUUCUUGGUCAUGGCCAAGUACAUCAAACGGUUCUACCUUAGACCCUCCCAAUUCCUUCAAACAUUUGCCAAAGAGCAGAGAGCUCUGUUGACCAUUUUAGAGGGUAGUGUAGACAUUGUAGAUGUUAAACACCACAAAGAUUUGUUGAAAACUGAAUCGCAGUUUGCAUUAUAUGUGCUACAUAGGCUCCUCGACCACGGGCAGGCCAAAGAGCUUAUCAUAUAUGGCCUAGAUCCAGCCAUGCUUAACUGGAUUCUUCAGGACAGGGGAUCUCGGCAUGCAGAUCAGCAGCUGACCUCUGCUCCCAGGUCAAUCUUAGUUGCAAACCCAAAAGCAGCAGCUGACAAUAUUGCAACAUGCACAUAUGUUGAUCUGGAAAACGAGGAAGACGUUUCGCCGUGCAAACGCCCAAAGUUGGAUGACACAUUCCAGGAACGGGGGGCGGAAACACUGCAGUCCCCUGUGGAGCCAGAGCUGCUUUGUCAAGCCUUCGCUCUCUACGGCAGCUGUCUGACCGGCUCGUGUCCCCGUGGACAGAUCUGUUCAUUGCAGAUACGGGAGUGUGGAAGGAGCACACUCGGUGUGCUUGUUCCUUUUCUACCCACAUGGCUCUGCCUCCGUUCUCUGACUAUACAAAGCUGCUGGAUCUUCAGGGUGUCUGAGGUGAAGUCGUUGGCCAAAUCUCUCAAACAGCUGUGGCAGACAUCCAGGAGCUCCCUGGUGGAUCUGGGCAUGGCUGUCCUGCCCCAGAGCGCCCUCAUGGCGCUGCUGCUGGACGCCUGCCCUGGCCUGCAUUCACUGUCCCUGGAAAUCCAUCCGCUGGAUGUGGAUCCCGGACCACAUGGAUCUGGGAUGACCCAUGAGCCCACUUACCCCAAAGAGUUGUCUCUAAGGAAACUGUCUGUGAAAGUCCCCCAAGUGAUGGCAGACAUACACAGCAUUACAGCAGUGUUGAAGCACUCUCCCCAUCUCACGUCGCUUCACAUCUCCGGGAUCAGGCUGCCCAAUUCCUCUUCCCACCGGGAUCUCCUCACUAGCAUCUCAGAGUCCAACCAUCGCCUGCGAACACUCCACUUGGAGGACCUUAACCUAGCUGAUUGCCACCAAGACAUCUUGAAUCUUCUGCGAAACUGCAUGUUGGAAGAGCUGUCGUUGAAGGAUUGCAGGCUGCUCGAAAGGUGCAGUGACAGAGAGUCCUAUUUACAACAAUUUAUAGAUUCCCUGAAGCAAGUGCGUUCCCUUCGGUCCCUCGACCUGUCGCAGAAUCGCCUCGCAAAGAGCGCCCCAACGCUUGCAGAGCUCUUCACGGGAUCCCCUGCCAGUGCGGUGAAAAGGCUGGACAUAAGCUCGAACUUUAUACAGCCAGCUGAGCUGUUGGAGUUGGGACAGCGGCUGCAGACGCAUCCCCCACAGCAGCGACUGACCCUUGACCUCAGGAAGAACCCUUGGGACCGUGACCGAGAGACCUGGCAUGAUGCACUGCGGACACUUCGCCCACUCUGUGACUUUCAGACUGAUGGAUGGAAAUCCAGAAACACAAUGGCUGACCACAUAAGCAAUAUGUGAAACAAAACUGGUGGCCAAAUAU
Molecule: messenger RNA, 2294 nt
Organism: Gadus morhua (Atlantic cod)
Lineage: Eukaryota; Metazoa; Chordata; Actinopteri; Gadiformes; Gadidae
Gene: lrrc41
Product: leucine rich repeat containing 41
Exons: 10
Coding region: 293-2272 (659 amino acids)
Molecular function (GO): protein binding
Source: RefSeq, a predicted model, not a curated record